Oryzias melastigma (Indian medaka) is the source of this 2262-nucleotide messenger RNA. RefSeq names its product 4F2 cell-surface antigen heavy chain. Lineage: Eukaryota; Metazoa; Chordata; Actinopteri; Beloniformes; Adrianichthyidae. The transcript has 8 exons. Bases 100 to 1686 code for a protein of 528 amino acids. Gene Ontology annotation, biological process: carbohydrate metabolic process; amino acid transport. The record is from RefSeq and is a predicted model, not a curated record.
AAGCAUCAUUUUGCCGCAGCAUCAGACACUCAUCUGUCGGAACCGGAACCACGCGCUGUAAUCCGCAGAUUUCGGGCGUGUGCACAGUUUCUGGACCUCAUGGACGCGCAGCAGCAGAGCCCCGUGGAGAUGAAGGAUGCUCCGCGGGAUGCGGAGGAUGCUGAGACCGCGGAGGCCGAAAUGAGCGAGGCGGACCGGGAGAAGGAGCCCAUGACGGGGACCGGUACCGGGACUGGAGGGGCGGACGCCGAUGAGGAGGCUGCAUCUGACGGGAUGAUGGAGACCGCGGCGGAAACGAACGGAACCGUGAAGCUGAAGGUCCUGGAGGAGGAUGAGGAGCGGAUGAAGUUCAUGGGGCUGAACAAGGAGGAGCUCCUGAGGGUGGCUGGGAGUCCGGGGUGGGUGAGGACCCGCUGGGCCCUCCUGUUGGUGUUCUGGAUUGGCUGGUUGGGGAUGCUGGUGGGGGCCGUCCUCAUCAUCCUCCAGGCUCCGGUUUGCAGAGAGCUGCCCCCCACCGACUGGUGGAACCAGGGUCCACUGCUCCAGAUCAGGAAUCUUCAAGACUUCAGUGAAACCAGGGACCUGAAAGGUUUGGAGCAGAAGGUCAGCAGCUUGUCAGAGCUGAAGCUCAAAGGUCUGGUGAUCGGUCCGAUCCACGCCGCUCCGGCCGACGAUCCCAUGAACCUCCAGUUUGAGGAGAUCUCUCCGGAGUUCGGAAGCCUGGAGCAGUUUAAAAGGCUCCUCCAGACGGCUCAUAAAAAAGGAAUUUUUGUGGUUUUGGAUUUGACUCCCAACUACCGUGGAUCUUCUGGACCCUGGUUCUCCAGCGCCAGUGUGACUAAUGUGGCAGAAAGACUGAAGUCCGCGCUCGUGUUCUGGCUCAGUGAAGGAGUGGACGGCAUCCAGCUGUCGGGGGUGGAGCAGGUGACCCGUAUGGUUCCGUCCCUCUGGACCGACAUCCGGGCCAUCAUCCAGAACGGGACCGACAAGUAUCCCAACAAGAGAGUCCUGAUCGGAGUGACGGACAGCUCCUCCGCUGACACCGUGUCAGACGUCCUCUCCUCCACCGGCGUCGACCUGCUGCUCUCCGGCGUCCUCUCUGCCUCCAACCAGACUGAGCGCGCUCACAACGUCCAGAUGCUGUAUUCCAAUCACAGUCAGACCAAGCUGGCCUGGAGCCUGGAGGCCCCCCAGGACCUGAACCACGAUCUGGUCCGAGUGAACCAGCUGCUGCUGAUGACGCUCCCCGGAACGCCGGUGUUCAUCGGCGGGGAGGAGAUCGGGCUGAAGGACAAGGGUACAAAGAUGGUCUGGGACUCUGAGAAGGAGCUGAAUGACUCUCUGCAGCAGGGGGAGCCAACUGAGCGCACUUUUUUCCGCUCCAUCAGUGAGCUGCGCGGGAAAGAGCGCUCCCUGCUGUUCGGAGACUUCUUCCUCCUCUUCCACUCCUACUCCUCCCUGGCGUACCUGCGCGUCUGGGAUCAGAACGACCGCUUCCUGGCUGCUUUCAACUGGGCGGCGGAGGAGGUGGAGCUCCACCUGAGCGGGGCGGGGCUUCCGCGCCACGCUGUGGUCAUCCUGAGCACCAACAGCAGCGCCCUGCCGGAAGACGGCAGCGUGGACCUGCAGAAGCUGCGGCUGGGGCCCGGACAGGCCGCCCUCGUCAGGUUCCCCUAUGCGGGAUGACCGUCCCAUCAUGAGGACCGUUCACCGGAAAGUCUCACAGAGGCAUGAAGAUGUACACCUAACAUAAGGAAGAAAGAAAGAUGACACAAUCCUGCUGCCUCCAAAACAAACCAUUCCAUAGAUUCCUGAUACAGGAAUUUCACAUUUAUCAGAAAAUCUUUUAGAUCUGCGCUCUUUUUCCUCAUUUGGAAUCUAAACAGUCUUUUUCUGGACCAGCUCUGUAACUGAAAAAACAAAAACUUCCAAUUGAUGCCAUUUCUACCAAGAUAUGGGAAUUUGACAGCAGCAGGAAACACUCAAACAACCCAUUUUCAGCUUAAUCUCCUUUAGGUUUCAGCUGCUCCCUUUAGGGGUCGCCUCAGCCAAUCAUCCUCCUCCAUCCUUUUUAUGCAUCCAGACGGACUUGGGACAUGAAAACACUGGAUUGUACCCCCUUAUUGUUGCAGAAUUCUCUAGUUAAUGAAGAUUAAAAAUUGUCAACUUCCAUGUGAGUGAACAAAAAAGUAUAUGUGUGAUGUGAUCACUGUUUGUGUCAAAAAUAAAAAAUAAAAGAUGUCAAGCAUAACUUAAGAAAAA